CCACGCGAGACUUGUGUGUCGUCGCAGGAACGAAACAUGUCGACAUCCAAGAGAAAACGUGGAGGACAGGGGUCCGUCGAUAAAAAAGCAAAGAAGGUGAAAUUUGUUGCAGACGGAGGUGAAGCACCGAGUGAAACCGAACAGGAGAAGAAUAAUGAAAUCACAGUCCCGGCACCAGUCUCGUCGGGCAAAUGGACCAACAAGGAAAGAGUUCUCAUUUUCUCCUCAAGAGGCAUCAACUUCAGAACAAGGCACUUGAUGCAAGACCUGAGGACCAUGAUGCCUCAUUCAAAAGCAGAUACAAAAAUGGACAGAAAGGACAAGUUGUUUGUAAUUAAUGAGGUGUGUGAAAUCAAAAACUGCAACAAGUGCCUCUUUUUUGAGGCCAAGAAGAAGCAGGAUCUCUAUAUGUGGAUUUCAAACAGCCCUCAUGGACCUUCUGCAAAGUUUCUAGUUCAGAACAUUCACACACUGGCGGAACUUAAAAUGACAGGAAACUGCCUCAAAGGAUCCAGGCCGCUGCUGUCGUUUGAUCCGAAAUUUGACAAGGAGCCACAGUAUGCUUUACUGAAAGAGCUCUUCAUCCAGACAUUUUCCACUCCACGCUAUCACCCUAAGAGUCAGCCUUUUGUGGACCAUGUCUUCACAUUCACCAUUGUAGACAACAGGAUAUGGUUUAGAAACUACCAGAUCAUUGAGGAGGAUGCCUCUCUAGUGGAGAUCGGGCCUCGCUUUGUUCUCAACCUCAUCAAGAUCUUUCAGGGGAGCUUUGGAGGGCCUACGCUCUUUGAAAACCCAGAUUUCCGGUCUCCUAACCUGCACCGGCGGGAGAUCCGACUCGCAGCCGCAGCCAGAGUGCGCGAGAAGCAGAUGGUGAAGGAGAUGCAGAAAAUGAAGAGGAGCGAAGCGAAGCAGGGUUUGGCCGAAGACGUCACAGCCGACGUUUUCCUCACACCGGCCGAAGAGAAGCCCGUUCACAUCGAAACAGAAGCGCCCGAGCCGAAAGUGCCAAAGAAAAACAAACACAAAGCUUUCAAAAGGCAAAGGAUGCAGAUGACACGCAGGUAGCCAGGUGGACUGGAUGAAGCUGAGUGAAUGACUUACCACUGCCAUGAUUCAGUACGUCUCAAGAAAAUGUGUACUGCAACAGUGCAGUCAGGUCUGAAACCCAGUAUUAUGAGCUCAUUAGUAUCGCAUAUUCGAUAGUUCGAUAAUUAUGCACAUGUGUUCAGUGUUUGUUGCCAUAGUCUUUGGAUUUUUCUGCUCUGUCAUCACAAGGACUAUGCAGAUUCGCCAGCCUUAAAAGUCUCAACUCUCAACCCAUCAUUUUUGAUAAAAGGACAUUUUACAUUAGUGUAAAAAAACAAAAAAAAAACUUGUUUAUUGAGUUCGAUUGACAAGUUGUUUUCUAUGUCAUGGAAAUAAAACAAUUCAAACAUA
This is a messenger RNA of Lates calcarifer (barramundi perch), 1440 nucleotides long. RefSeq names its product brix domain containing 2 (gene brix1). Gene Ontology annotation, molecular function: rRNA binding. The record is from RefSeq and is a predicted model, not a curated record. Bases 37 to 1068 code for a protein of 343 amino acids. NCBI's taxonomy places the organism in Eukaryota, Metazoa, Chordata, Actinopteri, Centropomidae. Gene Ontology annotation, cellular component: nucleolus. The transcript is spliced from 10 exons. Gene Ontology annotation, biological process: rRNA processing; ribosomal large subunit assembly.